ACCUUCGCGAGCGGCGACGGCGGCAGCGGGCUCCCCUGGGGCUGAGCUCCUCAAGCGGCGGUGGCGGCAACGGGCUCCAUGGGGCCGAGGUCCAUGGUGGCGAAUCAGCGCCCGACCUGCGCUCCUUGUCGGCAGCGCAACAUCAGGGAUACUCGCUGUUUUCAGAGGGUUUCAUUUCGGAGGCUGGGUGGGGAGCUGGGUUGUGUUUACUGGGGUAUCCUAAGCUGAUUCGCGGUUGCUACAUGUAUUUAUACCCCCAACCACUGGCUGCAGUUGCAUUUUGGUUGAGAAGGGUGGUAGCAAAUUUUUGGCUGCAGGAAGUCCCACCCCUGGAUCUGACUGAAAUUCUGGCAUAUCUAGUACGGCAAUAUGGACCAUUUUAGAUCAACUUGGCAUACAAAGAGAUCUAUGUGACAAACUGGUACAGGUGUUAUAUAGUAAACGAAAUGGUAGGCUCAUGUAUCAUCCCCUUUUAGAGGAUAGAACCUUAGCUGAGAACAUAACUGAGGAGCUUGAUCUAAGAAUAGCUAGGGUGUUAGAAAGUACUGGCUAUCACAAAGAUGAAGGUUUUUGGAAUGACCCUGCAUAAUACAAGAUCUCAGACAACAGACGACAUGUUGCUAUUGUCACCACAGCAAGUCUUCCAUGGAUGACGGGGACAUAAAUCAAUCCAUUGUUUCGUGCUGCAUAUCUAGCAAGGAGUGCGAAGCAAAAAGUGACGUUGGUGGUUCCUUGGCUGUCCAAGUCAGACCAAGAAUUGGUUUACCCAAAUAACAUCACCUUCAGUUCGCCAGAAGAGCAAGAAACUUAUAUAAGGAACUGGCUGCAGGAAAGGUUUGGCUUCCAAGCAGAUUUUAAGAUAUCCUUCUACCCUGGCAAGUUCUCGAAAGAGCGCCGCAGCAUUAUUCCUGCUGGGGGUACUUCCCAGUUUAUCUCCUCAAAAGAAGCAGAUAUAGCAAUUUUAGAAGAACCUGAGCAUCUCAACUGGUAUCAUCAUGGAAAGCGUUGGACUGACAAGUUCAAUCAUGUCAUCGGUGUAGUUCAUACAAAUUACCUGGAAUAUAUCAAGAGAGUAAAAAAUGGUGCUAUUCAAUCUUUCUUUGUUAAGCAUAUCAACAAAUGGGUGACUAGGGCAUACUGCCACAAGGUCUUGUGUUCAGGUCAGUUUUGGUGUAUCACAUUUGGUGCUAUGGGAGAUAGGGACUUUGCCUGCUGUUUUUUAUGUAUCAAGUCAAUUUUGCUUCAUCUGGUCAUGCUACAAGACACUGAUUCAAUACCAACUGAGAUAGCAGUUAGUCUUUCAGAGAAGAAAAUAGGAUUCAGACUAGACAAUGCAGACUUGGUGCUUGUGCCUUUAAGGAAGUAUAGCUUCUGGUAUCUUCUUGUAGCCAAUUUCAGAGACAAAAGAUUUGAAGUCAUAUGCCCAUUCAAGAACAUAGAUAUAAUACAAUCCGAUGCCUUUAAUGUUAUUUGCAAGUUCAGGAAAGUGUUUAAAGCAGUUCAUUCAAAAUCUUCAAGGCUCGAUAUAUAUGACAUGCCAACUGUUUUUGGAAGUGUAUCUAACCAGAUCAAUCAGCUGAGUUUUCUAAUUCCCUCUCAUCCUACAUCACUGGUAUAUUUUUCUGUUCUUUACAUCAUUCGUAUAUUUUUUAUCAGCAAUGACAGCGGUGUCUUUGUUUUAAAACUUCUUUUAUCCUACGAUGGCAAGACACAUUUCCACUUCAAAGAGGAGCAUGCAAAGGUACUGCGUGAAUCUAUAACAUAUUAUCUAUGCACUCACGAGGAGAACGAAUUGAUCUUGCCAAAAAUAAAGUAUAUCGCUCAACAACAUAGAAUUGAAGUUGACAAUUACAAAUGCAGGACUAAAAGGAUAAGCAAAAAGUAAAAAUCUGGUGAAGAGAUUUACGGCAGUAAAAAAAACGAGGAGAAAAUGUCAGCUAUACUAAUUAAUGUACUUUUUUGUUGUUUGUUUUUGAAUCGUGGGGUGUAAUAUUUUUCACUGAUGGAGUUGUAGUAUCACAAAUUUUGCGUUAUAAAAAAUUAUUCUGUCGAAAUAUUUUCAUUCA
Panicum virgatum (switchgrass) is the source of this 2066-nucleotide messenger RNA. RefSeq lists its product as uncharacterized. Bases 1190 to 1885 code for a protein of 231 amino acids. The record is from RefSeq and is a predicted model, not a curated record. The transcript is spliced from 11 exons. NCBI's taxonomy places the organism in Eukaryota, Viridiplantae, Streptophyta, Magnoliopsida, Poales, Poaceae.